This is a messenger RNA of Salvia hispanica, 1503 nucleotides long. The record is from RefSeq and is a predicted model, not a curated record. Lineage: Eukaryota; Viridiplantae; Streptophyta; Magnoliopsida; Lamiales; Lamiaceae.
AUGGAGUCUGUAGCAAAUAACGAAGGUAUGUAUAUUCCUGUUUGUGAUGAUGCUUUGAAGCCAAUGAUUGGUAUGAAAUUCAAUACAUUAGUAGAAGCAGUUGAUUUCUAUGAACAUUAUGCUCGUUCAGUUGGUUUUGACAUUCGUAAAAUGGGCAACAAAUCAGUUCAAGAUGGCAUGAGCAGAGGAUAUGAGGUUUAUAAGUUUGUUGAGUAUCAUAAUCACUUAAUGGUUGCGGAUGAGCAUAGGCAUUUUAUGAUGGCCAAUCGCAAUCUGGAUCCUAUCCAUCGGAGGUUUAUGGAGGAUUGUGGCAGGUGUAAUAUUGGUCCCACUCUCACAUUCAAACUUUUGAAGGAGAUAAUGGGUGGACCUGAAAAUGUUGGAUGUGAUAUUAUUGAUAUUAGAAAUGGUUAUCGUGAUAUUAUGUCCAAUAUUGAUGAAUCAGAUGCUCAAAUGAUUUUUGAUUAUAUGCGUUCUCAAAAGGAAUCAUCUGAUGCCUUAUAUUAUGAAAUUGAGAUAGGAUCUCAUGGAAAGUUAACUGGACUUUUCUGGGUUGAUGCUAUUUCAAGACGAAAUUAUCAUAUGUUUGGAGAUGUAAUUUCAUUUGACUCAACAUACAACACUAACAUGUAUUGCAUUUUUUUUGCACCAUUCACUGGAAAAGAUAACCAUUCUAGACCAGUUACAUUUGGAGCUGGCUUGUUAUCAAGUGAAGGUAGAGACUCCUAUUCUUGGUUGUUUGGUUGUUUUGUUCGAUGCAUGGGGGUAGCACCCAAAUUGAUUAUCACUGAUCAAGAUUGGGGGAUCAAACUUGCUGUUCAACAAGUACUUUUACAAACAAGGCACCGAUGGUGUAUGUGGCAUAUCAUGGUUAAGGUGUCAGAUAAGUUGCCCAAAUCUUUACUUGGUAAUGAAGAUUUCAAAAAAGAGUUGAAUGCAUGUGUUUGGUCUGAUUUGUUAGAGCCCGAUGAGUUUGAUAUAAUAUGGAAUGAUAUAAUGGAACGGUAUGGAUUAGAAGACGUGCACUGGUUUGGAUCAAUAUUUGAAGAUAGAGAAUUCUGGGUUCCUGCCUAUUUUCGAGAUUUUCCCAUGGGGUCACUUCUUAAGACUACAUCGAUGUCUGAAUCGGAGAAUAGCUUUUUUAAAAACUACACAAAGCCACGUGCAAAACUUGUACAGUUCAUCAAUUUCUUUAAUUAUGCUGUGGGAGAUCAAAGGAAUGCCAAUUCGCGAUUGAACUACUUGGAUUACUCAACUAUUCCUGAUUUGUCAACCCAAUUGCCUAUUGAGAAGCAUGCAUCUACAAUCUACACUGAUUCUAUUUUCAAACAUGCACAACAGGAAAUAAGUACGGUAUGUGAGAUUGUUUCUAUAACUGUUGAGGAUAACAUCAAGAUGCAUCAGGUCAAGGACCAAUAUGGUAGAACAUGGGAUGUUAAGUAUGAUAGUAAGCAAGACACAUUCGACUAUAGUUGCAAGAAGUUUUCCAGAAUUGGUGGUUGA